CCGAGCCCCAGGCGCUGCGGCGACGCCGGGAUCCUGCCUCCACCAGGCCGAUCCCAGAGAUGAGACUGAGGUUUCUUGGUUCUUAAACUCAGAGCUGUCAGGGCGUGGUAAAGACACCCUGGUCAGCGGUGACGAGGACUCCAGUGCCCGAACUGCAGCUCGCCCGGCCCUUGCACAGUGCCGAGCCCUCAGCGUGGACUGGGCAGGCCCUGGGAGUCCCCACAGACUCUACCUGACUGUGCAGCAGGCCCUGCAGGACAAGGGGUGCGAGAGCAAGAGUCAGGGGACGAAAGAAGACAAACUCCUGAAGAGGCAGGCGCUGGCCCCCAGGCGGGACCGGGAGGCCCCAGAAGCUGGUGGCAGCAUGAAUGUAGAGAAAACAGGUGGGCGGCUCUUUGGCAGCGGGAGGUGCUCAAGCCUGUCGGGGUCGCCAGGUGCAGCCCCCGUGGUGCAUAGGAUGGUGGAGGCCAUGUCCCAGCUUCAGGACGAGAAAACCCAGCUUCAGGAGGAGCUGGAGGUCUUGCGGGAGAGGCUGGCUCUCCGCAACAGUGACCAGCAAGCCACAUCCACCCAGCUGCAGCACCAGGUGGAGAAUCUGAAGGAGAAGCUCAUUAGCCAGGCCCAGGAAGUGAGCCGACUGCGAUCUGAGCUGGGAGGCACAGACUUGGAGAAGCACCGGGACCGGCUGAUGGUGGAGAAUGAGCGGCUGAGACAGGAGCUGCGGCACUGUGAGGCCGAACUGCAGGAGUUGCGGGCACAGCCAGCAGCGCCCUGCGUGGGCUGUGAGCACAGCCAGGAGAGCACCCAGCUCCGCGACAAGCUGUCCCAGCUGCAGCUGGAGGUGGCAGAGAACAAAGGCAUGCUGUCGGAGCUGAACCUGGAGGUGCAGCAGAAGACCGACCGGCUGGCUGAGGUGGAGCUGCGGCUCAAAGACUGCCUGGCUGAGAAGGCACAGGAGGAGGAGCGACUCAGCCGGCGUCUGCGUGACAGCCACGAGACCAUUGCCAGCCUGCGGGCCCAGUCCCCACCAGUCAAGUACGUCAUCAAGACAGUGGAAGUGGAGUCAUCCAAAACCAAACAGGCCCUCAGCGAGUCCCAGGCCCGGAACCAGCACCUGCAGGAGCAGGUGGCCAUGCAGCGGCAGGUGCUGAAGGAGAUGGAGCAGCAGCUGCAGAGCUCGCAUCAGCUGACAGUGCAGCUCCGGGCUCAGAUUGCCAUGUACGAGGCAGAGCUGGAGCGGGCACAUGGGCAGAUGCUGGAGGAGAUGCAGUCCCUGGAGGAGGACAAGAACCGGGCCAUCGAGGAGGCCUUUGCCCGAGCCCAGGUGGAGAUGAAGGCUGUGCAUGAGAACCUGGCAGGUGUCCGGACCAAUCUAUUGACGCUGCAGCCCGCGCUGCGGACCCUCACUAAUGACUACAAUGGGCUCAAGCGGCAGGUGCGAGGUUUCCCUAUGCUGCUGCAGGAGGCUCUCAGGAAUGUCAAGGCCGAGAUCGGCCAAGCCAUCGAGGAGGCGAACAGUAACAAUCAGGAGCUGCUACGCAAGUACCGCCGGGAGCUGCAGCUACGCAAGAAGUGCCACAAUGAGCUCGUUCGGCUGAAAGGAAACAUCCGAGUGAUUGCUCGCGUCCGGCCAGUCACCAAAGAGGAUGGGGAGGGACCUGAGGCAACCAAUGCUGUGAGCUUCGAUCCUGAUGACGACUCCAUCAUCCACCUGUUGCACAAGGGCAAGCCCGUGUCCUUUGAGCUGGACAAGGUAUUUCAGGAGGUGCAGGCCCUGAUCACCUCCUGCAUCGAUGGCUUCAACGUCUGUAUCUUUGCCUAUGGCCAGACGGGCGCCGGCAAGACAUACACAAUGGAGGGGACACCGGAGAACCCUGGCAUCAACCAGCGGGCCCUGCAGCUGCUCUUCUCUGAGGUGCAGGAAAAGGCGUCUGACUGGCAGUACACCAUGACCGUCAGUGCCGCUGAGAUCUACAACGAGGUCCUCAGGGACCUCCUUGGGAAAGACCCUCAGGAGAAGCUGGAGAUCCGGCUGUGCCCAGAUGGCAGUGGGCAGCUGUAUGUGCCAGGACUGACUGAGUUCCAGGUGCAGAGCGUGGACGACAUCAACAAGGUCUUUGAGUUCGGCCACACCAACCGCACCACGGAGUUCACCAACCUGAACGAGCACAGCUCCCGCUCGCAUGCCCUGCUUAUCGUGACAGUGCGAGGCGUGGACUGCAGCACAGGCCUCCGUACCACGGGGAAGCUGAACCUGGUGGACCUGGCUGGUUCAGAGCGUGUGGGCAAGUCGGGGGCUGAGGGCAGCCGCCUGCGGGAAGCACAGCACAUCAACAAGUCCCUGUCAGCCCUGGGUGAUGUCAUUGCUGCUCUGCGCUCCCGCCAGGGCCACGUGCCCUUCCGCAACUCCAAGCUCACCUAUCUGCUACAGGACUCGCUUAGUGGUGACAGCAAGACACUCAUGGUGGUGCAGGUGUCUCCUGUGGAGAAGAACACCAGUGAGACUCUGUACUCCCUCAAGUUUGCUGAGAGGGUGCGCUCAGUGGAGCUGGGUCCGAGCUCUCGUCGCACAGAGCUCGGGUCCUGGUCAAGCCAGGAGCAUCUGGAGUGGGAACCAGCUUGCCAGACACUACAGUCAGCACGAGCCCAUUCAGCCCCCAGCUCUGGGACCAAUAGCCGCCCUGGCUCCAUCCGGAGAAAGCUGCAGCCUUCCGGUGAGUCAGUGGGGAGUGGGCAGAGAGAGGGGUGAG
Molecule: messenger RNA, 2750 nt
Organism: Castor canadensis (American beaver)
Lineage: Eukaryota; Metazoa; Chordata; Mammalia; Rodentia; Castoridae
Source: RefSeq, a predicted model, not a curated record